AGUAAACAUAUCCCCCAACAAUUAAUCCCACCACCUCUGCUGCUCAAAGUACGACGAAAUGCCGAGGGAGAUAGAUCCGACAAUUAACGAAAAGAGCUUCAUUCUCGACGCGCUAAACCAAAAGCUCCGAAUUGACGGCCGGGACUUGGACUCCUUUAGAGAGUUGGAGCUUAACUUCGGAGAUGAUUAUGGACUCGCAGAUGUGCAAUUGGGAAAGACCCGUGUCCUCGCCCGUGUAUCCGCGGAAGUAGUAAAGCCCUUCACCGACCGUCCGUUCGAUGGAAUCUUCACAAUAACGACAGAGCUAGGUCCUAUGGCCUCCCCAGCUUUCGAGCCCGGCCGUCAAACCGAACAAGAAGUCCUCCUUUCCCGUCUCAUCGAAAAGGCCAUCCGUCGCUCAAACGCACUAGACACCGAAUCCCUCUGCAUCGUCGCCGGACAGAAGUGCUGGCAAAUCCGCGCAGAUGUGCACUUCCUCUCCCACGACGGUGCCCUCGUCGACGCCUCGUGCAUAGCCGUGGUGGCCGCGCUCCAGCACUUCCGCCGCCCGGACGUCUCGGUUGAGGGUGAGAAGGUCACCAUCCACACAAUGACCGAGCGGAUCCCCGUGCCCCUGUCUAUCCUACACGUUCCCAUCUGCGUCACUUUCUCAUUCUAUCUCGACGGCGAGGUGUGCUUGGUCGACGCCACAUUGCAGGAAGAGCAGCUGAGGCAGGGAGACAUGACAAUCACGCUCAACAAAUUUGGUGAGCUAUGUCAGAUUGCGAAGGCUGGCGGAUUGGCCAUCAAUGGAUUGAAUUUGCUCCGGUGCGCCAAGAUCGCGCUGGUCAAAGUUGGGGAGAUAGCCGCUACCGUGCAGAGGCGGUUGGAGGAGGAUGCGGCUGCCAGGGUGCGGAGGGAUAAUCUAUUAGAGAGCAAGGCGGAUAAUGAGCGGGCUUGA
Messenger RNA from Tuber melanosporum (Perigord truffle), 940 nucleotides. RefSeq lists its product as uncharacterized. The record is from RefSeq and is a predicted model, not a curated record. Gene Ontology annotation, biological process: exonucleolytic trimming to generate mature 3'-end of 5.8S rRNA from tricistronic rRNA transcript (SSU-rRNA, 5.8S rRNA, LSU-rRNA); U5 snRNA 3'-end processing; nuclear mRNA surveillance. Lineage: Eukaryota; Fungi; Ascomycota; Pezizomycetes; Pezizales; Tuberaceae. Bases 59 to 940 code for a protein of 293 amino acids. The transcript is spliced from 3 exons. Gene Ontology annotation, cellular component: nuclear exosome (RNase complex); cytoplasmic exosome (RNase complex).